Molecule: messenger RNA, 2387 nt
Organism: Harmonia axyridis
Lineage: Eukaryota; Metazoa; Arthropoda; Insecta; Coleoptera; Coccinellidae
Exons: 9
Coding region: 687-2387 (566 amino acids)
Source: RefSeq, a predicted model, not a curated record
AAUUAAAUCAUCGAACGCCACACUGAAAGAAAUGAUUCAAUGAGAAAGGUUUACCAAAAUUAUUCUUACUAGGGCUGAUUUAUUUCUUACUCUCCAGUUAAAACAGCCCUAUAGACAUAGUAAAUUGAGUUGCUAUAGUUGUUAAAUCAAUUUUACUAGGUUUUUCUUACUAAACCAAUGAAUGUGUUUUAUUGUCACAUUCAAAUGUCGAAUUGCCGCAGUAAACCUAAGUUGCCUGACCGUCGCCCAAUACCCAUAACAAUUCAGCAUUACUAUGAGAGAUAUCUUCGUUCCAUAAAUUUACUACCACAGUCGCACUUGUCUCUGCCACAGUUAAUAUUGUUUCAUUAAAUCAGUCGAAUAUAUGCGAUAAUGAUCGAAUGAAGGGUUUCGCGCCACCCGAUUCGCCCGCUCACACGAUCGUCAACGAAAACGAAAUCAGCGUAUCUUCUGCUUUCUGUCCAACUAAGCGUUCUCUAAUCGUCUUUAGGCAGUCGAGCAAAUAAAACCAAAGUGAUUGAACGAAUUUAAUUUAAUUCAAAAGCAUAUCCUCAUAGUGUUGUUAAAAGUGUCCAUUUGAAUAUUCCGGAAUAUUUGUUGUGCUUGCCAUCAAUCCUGAUUCCUGGGACAGUGGGACAUAUUCGAACAGGUGUUUGUGCAGCGCAUUUUGAAUCUGAGACUUCCCAAUGGAGAAUUCACGCUUUGCAAAUUUAUUACAAAGUUGCGGUCUAGAAGAUUACAUCGAAAAAUUUACAGAUGAAGGUAUCGAUGAUACCAACUUUGAAUUGUUGCAUAAUGAAAACGAUACACUCAAAGAAAUUUUUCCAAAAAUUGGACCAAGAAUGGUUUUCAAAAAAAUGUUGAGUGAUCUGCGAUUAUCGAGUGGGCAGCACUGUCUAAUUGAUGUUAAUCAAACGGUUGAACUUGAUAUGCCAUCUAUAUCAAGUGCUUCAACCAUUUCCAAUAAUAAUCUAUUCAUAGAAGUUGAUGACGAUUUAAAAUCAUUGUUGGAGCAUCCGCAGAUCUCAAACAUAUCAGAAAGUCCUGCAUUGGAGAGAAUAGGGGAGGAUAUAAAAAUUACUUCCGUAUUCGCACCCCUAAACUUAGAACAAGUUUUGAGGAAAGAUUCAGAGGGCCGAAUGAUAUUGCUGUAUCACCGAAAAUUGGACAACAAUCUGCGUAAUAAAUUGGCCAAAAUUAUUAUAAACGAAAUAAUACAAAAAUUCUCCAGUAGCAACUUAAAAUCAGAGGUAUUUACCAGAGCAUCCCAAGAAAUUUCAAGGCUCUUGCCCAAUGAAGCACAGGAGGUUUAUUUUACGCCAUAUACCAAGUCUAGUUCCAAUCUGAGGAAACAAGCACCAAGGGGAAAACUCUGGUCGAGAUAUAUUCAUGUUAAAGCUGGCCUGAGAUUGGCCGAAAAAUUUUCAAAUAAUUAUAAAUCAGAAGAACAUGCAUCAUUAUUGACAGAACCUUCUGAAGAAGUUAUUUCAAGUUUGAAAUUAUUAGAAUCAGACGCAACUGAUUUCCCAAGAUUGUUGCUGGCGUGGAAAGCAACUUUCGAAGAGAGAAGGGAUUUCAUUCUUAAAGAAGAUAUACUGAAUAUACUUAUAAAGUAUCCAAUAUUGAGAACCCAGAACGGUAUUCAGUUGUUCGAAUCUGACUUCGAUAGACAAAACCCUGGAGAAAUAGACAUUGUAUACAAAGAAUGGCCUAAAGUAGCGGAAGCUAUUAUUGACGAGUGCAAAGAUAGGAAAAUUGAUAUUGGAUCCGAAUUACAUGAUAGAUCCACAAAAGCAUUACUGAAGCUGCCAUAUCUUUAUCCCAUGAUAACCUUGAGAAACCAAGGUAAAACCUGGAGACCAACAAGACUCGAGUGCCAGGAAAGUUUUUUUGUCAGUGUAGAGAAACUAGCAGAUCUGGAAAAUUUGGUUCUGUUAAAAAAAAAUAAAUUGGCGAAAUUAAAGAUUCCAUUUCAACCCUUCGGUGCAGUGAUUGAGGAAGAAUAUUUUGUUGUAUUUUUUGACACUCACUACAAACUCGAUUCGCCCAUCAGAUGUCUGGAGGCAUUAUAUAAACUCUUCCAUGCUCUAAAUUUAGAAUAUCCUUUGGAAGUUAAGAAUAAGGAAGUUGUGCCUUUGAACACAUUGGAACUCAACUGCAUUCAUGCAAUAUUGGAUGCAAAACUGGUAACGACCGUGUAUGGAGAUUGUAUUCUUCUAGAACUUGAAGAUAAUAAGAUUUUUUUACCAAAAAGAGCAACGUUGGUUUUGAAAGAACAUUUGGAUGAGCUGAACAGUCAGAAAUAUGGUAUCAAAUUUAUUGGAAUGAAGGAGAUCAUAGGACUCACAACAUCAACACCGCUGUUCCAGAUUGAGUUGAUGGAAUAA